Salvelinus sp. IW2-2015 is the source of this 788-nucleotide messenger RNA. The record is from RefSeq and is a predicted model, not a curated record. Lineage: Eukaryota; Metazoa; Chordata; Actinopteri; Salmoniformes; Salmonidae.
UUUAAACUGUUCCUUUGGGCCAUUUCUGAUCUAUUCUGUGUGUGUGUGUGUGUGUGUGUUUUUAUUUCUAUUUUCCAGGUUCAUGGCCCAGUAUAAGUCCAGUCAGAGGGUGAAGCCUGGGGCAGUGUUAGAGUGUGAGGACACAUCGUCUGUUCCCUCAGGCUGAGGCCUGCAUUAAACAGACUCCCAAAAAUGGAGGGUAUUGAGGGGGUACGGAGCCCCACACGUACUCCUCUGUGAUGGCUCUCCCUUCAGCCAGCGCCAUCACAGAGUACCUCAGUGCCAUGGCAACCAUGCUGCUCGCCAUGAGGAGGAACGACAUCAACAUCAGCAACAGGUGGCACUACAUCUUCUAUGUCCUUCACCUGAUGGAGAACGCCCUGCCCACAGCAAUAACCAAUCAGAGUGGGAGAGUCCAGGUUCAGGUGACCCACGAACAGCAGCAGAUCCUCAACCACGACAUCCAUAGAGACCACGUGGUCAAGAUCAUGGCCUUCGCCGGUACCGCCAGACCACUACUACCAACAUCAUGCCACAGCUGUGUUUUUACAGAAAACAAGUUAGAUAUAGAGUUGGUACUUUUGCUAGCAUUCUCUGAAUUGUCGCUAGAGGGCACCAUCUUCCUGUCAGUUCAGCUCAGUCUGUGAUUCAUCAGUUCAGCUCAGUCUGUGAUUCAUCAGUUUAGGAUGAGGAUACUCUUUCUAUAUCGUGACAAUUGUCAAAUCAAACUUUGUCACAUGRGCCGAAUACAACAAGUGUAGACUUUACUGUGAAAUGUUUACUUACAA